Biomphalaria glabrata is the source of this 1978-nucleotide messenger RNA. RefSeq names its product adhesion G protein-coupled receptor E4-like. The coding region runs from base 410 to 1855 and encodes 481 amino acids. Gene Ontology annotation, cellular component: membrane. The record is from RefSeq and is a predicted model, not a curated record. The transcript has 6 exons. Gene Ontology annotation, biological process: G protein-coupled receptor signaling pathway; cell surface receptor signaling pathway. Gene Ontology annotation, molecular function: G protein-coupled receptor activity. NCBI's taxonomy places the organism in Eukaryota, Metazoa, Mollusca, Gastropoda, Planorbidae.
CUCGUUCAAGAUAAUAAAGUGUUGUUCUCCGCCAUGACACUGAUGGUUCUUGUUGGAUGAUUGCUGACUGUGAACCUAGAUCUUAAUUAACAUGGUGGCAGCGGUGUAGUAAUGAUCACAGGGUGAGUGUCUACCUCUGAGAUGUUCACCUGGAAAACUAUUGAAGAACGGAUCAUGUUCCAGCGUAUUUCCUAAUAUUAGAGGAUUGAUAUAUAAAGUCAGAGUUCUAGUUAGACUAACAGAAUGGAAGAGCACUGAUGUCAAUAAUAUAAAAGUAAUCAUUUUAGACCUUGCUGAAAAACAGCUCAGAAAUAUUUUUGCCAAUAUAACUGAUGGCUACUACUAUCGACUAAGUGCUGUCCAGGAAGAAGCUUCAGCUAACAGCUCAGUGACGUUUGCUUGGGCCAAAAUGUAUUUUCUAGCUUCAUUAUUACUAGACAGAGACACUUUUGAAAACUUUGUUCUGAAUUCACUCUGUGGAAGAAGUUUUGAUGUAGAUGGAAAUGGUUUUCAGUGUUUUUGUUACAAUAAUUUAACUAACGAGAUUGACCAAGAUCUUUUAUACUUUGAGAAUGAAACCAACAUUUUAUAUCAUGAGAAUAAUAAAGAUUAUCUUUUAUAUUUUGGGAAUAAAACCAAAAUGUUUAAUCAUAAGGUAGGCAAAGAAAGUUUUCCUCAAAUGUCAAACGAACGUAGAAAACUUUCAAUUUCCUUGAUACAAUCUUUGAAACACUUACAAAGUAAAAUUUUUGAUAGUAUCAUUCUGUCUUCAACAUUGACUUGCAGUUUUAUCACCUUACACCAAUCUAACUUUACUGUGCAGUGGAAAGAAACGAAUAGAGUAGAAAGAAUCCUUGUGACUAUAGACGUUGCUGGAACCAAACAAACGAUCUCUAGCAUGUCCGAUAUCUUUGACUUGCAACUGGAUCAGACCGGUAACUUGAAGGUUUGUGUGCACAUUUUGAACACAUUUGUCAAGAAACCUAAAAAACGUCGUUGGAAACAAAGUGACCUGGCAAUAAAUAUUUUAACGUAUACAUGCAUGAGUGCUUCUGAGCUUUGCCUGGUGAUAACUUUGAUUACCUACCUUGGAUUUCGUGAGCUAAGAACUGUGCCAGGAAUAAACAAUAUAUUUCUUAGUUUGAGUCUCAUUCUAGCCCAGACUGUAUUGGUCCUUGCCUCUAACAUACAAGGACCUAGUGUCCUGUGUACAUGUAUUGGUAUUGUGACACAUUUCUUGUGGCUGUGGCACUUUACUUGGAGUUUCCUGUGUAGUCUUCACAUGUACAGAGUCUUUAGUACCAAGAUACCAAGCCAUCCAUGGAAACAUAAUAGCGCAUGUAUCUACGCUUUACAAAUGAUGUCACUUUCAUUGAUUGUUCCGGUCUUAAUAGUGGCUUUAGUCAUUACCUCGUCAUACUUGAAGUCACAGACUAUUGGCUAUGGUCAUCGUUUCUGUUAUCUGGACUCCGCAUUUCUUAUAGGAGUCUCAAUGGUCAGUCUAAUAUGUUUGGUUUCUCUGUGUAACUUGACAUUUCUGAGCCUAACUAUUGCCAGUAUUCACAUAGUAAAUAGACUAGUGACAUUUGAUGCCAUGAAGAAAGCCCAGUACAAGAAUCUUAUUCUCUACGUCAAGCUGUCAUCUGUCACAGGUGUUUUCUGGAUUGUAACGAUUGUUGCUGAGGCUGUAGACAGUGAUGUUUUAAGGCUCAUCUCAACAGUUUUGAAUGGACUUCAAGGUGUUUUAAUAUUCGUAUCUUACAUGUGUAACAAAAGAAUCUAUGGACUUUAUUUUAAGAGAGGAGAGUUGCGACAAUCUUCAACAGUCAAAAAAAAUCGAUCUUCUAGAAUGUAACCGAUCUCGAAGCUGUUUCAUUUACCCUUCAGGAGUUGAAUCAACUUCUAGUAUAUUAAAAAAAAACUCUUCAUAAGUUGUAUACAUCCUACUUAUACUUUAAAAUUCUUUAGAAUAAAUGUA